AUGGCCUCCAUCUCUACAGUGAAAACACAGGCACCCCGUGUCCCCAUCCCAGAACAUGGCGCCGACUACCGCGGCACAGUCGUGCUCGCCCCAAUGGUGCGCUCCGGCGAACUACCCUCUCGCCUUCUAGCCCUAAAAUACGGCGCCGACCUCGUCUGGGGCCCCGAAACAAUCGACAAAUCCCUUAUCGGCUGCAUCCGACGCGUCAACCCUCGCAACGGCUGUAUCGAAUUCGUCCGUUUCCCCUCCAACGGCGGCCGUCCAGAUAUUUCAUCCAAAGCAUCUGUGAUCAGCCGUAUUGACACAGUGCGCGAGAAAGGACGCAUGAUCUUCCAACUUGGUACCGCGGACCCCGACCUCGCAGUGCAAGCUGCUCGCCUCGUCGCAGCCGACGUCUCAGGAAUCGACGUCAACUCAGGCUGUCCUAAGCCUUUCAGUACUAGCGGUGGCAUGGGCGCCGCGCUACUGCGCACACCGGACAAACUCGUAUCGAUCCUCGAGGCGCUCGUUCGCGAAGUCGGAGAACCCUUCAAAAUCGGUAUCUCGGUCAAGAUUCGUAUUCUUAGUGAUCCCGAGAUGACGAAGAGUCUUGUCUCGCGACUUGUGCGUACCGGUAUCACUGGUUUGACUGUGCACUGUCGUACGACUCCGAUGCGUCCUCGCGAGCGCGCAAUCAGAGACCAGCUUCGUAUGAUUGCGGAUAUUUGCCACGAGGCUGGUGUGGCUUGUGUCAUGAACGGCGAUGUUGAGAACCGUGAUUCGGCGCUGAAGAUGAUGGAGGAGUAUGGUGUUGACGGUGCUAUGAUUGCUACAUCUGCUGAGGCGAAUUCUUCAUGCUUCCGCUCGGAGGCUGAUGGUGGUCUUGCGCCUUGGCGGGAGGUUGUCCACGAAUACGUGAAGUUCUGCAUCGAGAGCGAGAACCGAUUCGGAAACACAAAGUACCUGCUUAAUAUGCUUAUUCCCGGCAAGAACAAGGAGUUUGGUCAGGCGAAGGCGUCGAAGACCUAUACUGAUGUCUGUCGGAAUUUGAAAUUCGACGAUCUCAUUCCUGGUGCGAUUUGUCUCGAUGAGAUUCUUCAAUUGAGUGGGAAGUGGGAAGAGGCUCCUGCCGAGGAAGAAAAGGUCCGGUCUAAGGCUAUUCAGAAUGCUAUGGCGAAUAACGAGUCAGCUCGUGCGGCUGGUGGUCAAGGUGCCAGAUCAAAGUCUAUCUCUGCGCCUUCCCAUGCCGGUGGUCCGAUUCGUACUUUGGGUAUCCCAGAGCCUUCGGCCAUGAAGCCUGAAUCUGAUGCUUCUGUCGAUGUCUCUAUUCCUGCGACGGAGGUAGUUCAGAAACAUGAGGUAGCGGCAUAA
Molecule: messenger RNA, 1350 nt
Organism: Penicillium odoratum
Lineage: Eukaryota; Fungi; Ascomycota; Eurotiomycetes; Eurotiales; Aspergillaceae
Product: tRNA-dihydrouridine(20) synthase (NAD(+))
Exons: 1
Coding region: 1-1350 (449 amino acids)
Biological process (GO): tRNA dihydrouridine synthesis
Cellular component (GO): cytoplasm
Molecular function (GO): flavin adenine dinucleotide binding; tRNA dihydrouridine synthase activity
Source: RefSeq, a predicted model, not a curated record